Molecule: messenger RNA, 1033 nt
Organism: Sturnus vulgaris (Common starling)
Lineage: Eukaryota; Metazoa; Chordata; Aves; Passeriformes; Sturnidae
Gene: VPS37D
Product: VPS37D subunit of ESCRT-I
Biological process (GO): protein targeting to vacuole; ubiquitin-dependent protein catabolic process via the multivesicular body sorting pathway; protein targeting to membrane
Cellular component (GO): ESCRT I complex
Source: RefSeq, a predicted model, not a curated record
GUUGCCGGUCCCGAUCCCGAUCCCGGCCCAUGUCCCGGCCCGCGGCGCCGCCCGGCUCCCCGGGCCGGCUCGGGGCGCUGAGCACGGCGCAGCUCCGCGCUCUGCUGCAGGACGAGCCGCGGCUGCAGCGCGCCGCCCGCCUCAGCAGGAAGUUCCAGAGUCUACAGCUGGAGCGGGAAACGUGUUUGGCUUCAAAUUGCACCCAGGCCAAGGUGAAUUUGUCCCUGCGCCCACGGCUGGAGGAUGGGAAGGCUUCCCUGGCCAUCAAGUACCAGGAGCUGCAGGAGAUCCGAGAGGCUUGUUGGGACAAGCAGCAGCGCCUGGAGGCUUACCUGGAGAAGUGGAGCCCACAGAGUGCCCUGGGCCAGCUCCAAGCCAAGCUUGAUGCCUCUGAAGCAGAGUCAGAGGCACAGAUAAAGCAGUUCCUGACCCAGGACCUGCCCCUCGAGUCCUUCCUGGAGUCCUUCUGCCAGAGCCGCACACGCUCCCACAUCUGCCGGACACAGCUGGAGAAACUGCAGGAGCUGCUGCAGAAGGACCGGGCGCAGAAGGACCAGAGUGGAGUAGCCCCCAAAGCCUUUGAUCUCUCCUACGGCUUUGUGCCUGCCUUCCUCAUCCCCUCGGAGGCUGUCGUGCCCUUUCCCGUGCCGGCUGCACCUCCCAAGCACCAUCUCCCAGCCCUGGGACAGCAGCCAGCAUCUCCCUGCUCCGAAAUUCCCAGCCCGGGCUCUCCCCUGCGCCUCGUUGGACACAUCCCCCUGCUCAGUCCCCAGCCCGGCCGUGGGCAGCAGCAGCCACAGCACCAGCAGCAGGAGCCUCCACACCGGUAGCAGGGCAGGGAUGGGGAUGUCCCUGCUCCUGUGCCUCCACGGGGGCUGUGCAGCAACACCGUGGGCAGGGAACGUGAGGGGUGGGGGGUGGUGUAGGCACAGCUCCAAAGGGCUGCAGGGUCUGUGGGGUGGGUGCUCGCAGAGGGAGGGAGGUGCUUGGUUGGGGCAGGUGCCAUGGCCGGGUAGGGGGUCCUGCUUUUGGG